Messenger RNA from Phoenix dactylifera (date palm), 5420 nucleotides. NCBI's taxonomy places the organism in Eukaryota, Viridiplantae, Streptophyta, Magnoliopsida, Arecales, Arecaceae. The record is from RefSeq and is a predicted model, not a curated record.
UUUCCCCAAUAUUUGCUCUCUCUCUCUCUCUCUCUCUCUCUCUCUCUUCUCUUCUGUCAAACCCAUCUUCCCCUCCUCUAGUCUCCUUUCGGCACCCGAAGAGACACUAUGAUCUCAUCCUCCUCUUUUCCGAGCGUCUCCUCUCUUUUUCAAUCCAGCUGUAGUUCGUGACGGGAUAAAAAUACAGGAAAUCCUUUAGACCUCUCUUGCAGAACAAAGGCAUAGGAUUCUUCUUGUGUUACUGCGUCCAGCUAAUAGCAGCAUCCAGGUCCGAGUGGGCUCUCUCUCUUCCCCUUCUUUCUUAUCCUCCUCUAUCUUUUCUUGGAUCCAGGAGUUAUAUGGGGUCGUUAGUAUCUUCUAAGAGGGAAUCUAGGAUGGGUGUCUUAGAUUUGCUUAAGAUUAUGCCUAUGCGGCGUAUUUCGUUCGAGUGUCGUCUGAAUAUAACUCCAUUUUCAGAAUAACCCCCUCUUCUUCUGCACAUGCACCGGUACGAAGCCAUCGAAACGAAGUUGAAAUCUAAAUCUCUUGCGAUUCCAUUGCCUCUUCCCCCUCCUUAUGCUCUCUGCUCUGUCUCUACUUCUUUGUGCGUGCAGCCUAUAAGCCUUUUGGCCUUGUUCCUAACAAAACUGGCCAGGGAGUUAUAUGAUUUGCUUCGGGCUUAUGGGCUUGUUCUUGCCUCUUCCGGCCCCUGUCUCUCGUUCGCUCUCCUUCAUUCGGUUCUGCAUCGUUUUCUUUGUCGCAUAAACCGAUAUUUCAUGUGAUGGCAUUUAUGUGGCUGGCAUCAAAUCAGGUGAGGGUAGGAGGAAAAGAAAGGUGGUCUGGUUCGCUGUGGGGUUUGGUGCUCUCAUAUAUAGCUUGUCCUUUUUUUUUUUUGAGGGGCUGCUGUUUGGAGCUGAAGUCCUUGGUUGGUUAUGCUGGAGGCCAAGCAUAAGAGCAGGCCCAGUUGCAGUAAGCCUCUUGGGGCUAAUACUGUUGUAAUUUCGAGUAGCAGGAAAAAGGAGGCCGCCUUCCUCAGAUGUUAUCCAUUGAAAACCUCUCAGACUCCUCGGUUCCCUGCAAGGCUUCAGCACUGAAAAGUGAUGAGAGGGCUUCUAGUACGCUUGCCUUCCAAGAGGCAGCAGAUCCUAUAGGCCUUGCUGAGACCCAGCCCCCUCAUUUUUCUAUAAGGGAUUAUGUUUCCACUUCGCGGAGCAAAGACGUUGCGAAGAAUUGGCCUUUUCCUCUCAAACUUUUGCAGCUUUGCUUGGAGUAUGGUGUUAAUGAUAUAUUGCCACCUUUUGAACCGCCUGAUUUGGUGAGAGGCCAGUGCUGCAGAAGAGGAGUAGAAUUCGAGCAUCCAAUCGCAUGUUCGCAUGGUGAACAAAUCUCAACAGAGGUCAAAUCACUUGAAACUAAAGAUAUUGGUCCAAUUGAUGAGGAACCUGAUAGCAUCAAGCAUGAAUUCUGUUUGCCUCCAGAUCAGUUGGUUGUAGAGUGUUCGGAUCAAGCUCAGCACUUAUUAUCGAAGUCUAGAAAAUCUAAGGUCGAUCGUGGAAUCCUUUCAGAUGAUGAACUGAUAGGUGUUGAAGCUGAACCAGUCUCCACCAUUACGAGUCACGAUCAGAUCGAGAGAAUCUCAGGUCAGAUCGGCGAGCUUCCUUGCACAGGAAAUGUAAACAAAAGUGCCUCAGAAGUGUCAUCAGAAUUAGAGGUCGAGGAACCUCCUUUACUGCCGGAGAAGCUUGAAGUCAGAUGUGAACCAUCAGAGAAGAAGAGCAGGUUAAUUGUAAAAUCGAGCAGCACAUCCGAGACCAUCCGGGUGGAAGAUAUAGCAUCCACUUCCAGCACUGUUUCAGAUCCCAUGGCUUCAAAGGUUUGCCCUGUUUGUAAGACAUUCACAUCCACAUCAAACACCACUUUGAAUGCUCACAUCGAUCAGUGCCUCUCUGAGGAGUCUAAUACUAAGCAGGUCGUGACCAAGCUUUCAAAACUCAAAGUGAAACCAAGGAAGAAAAGGUUGAUGGUGGAUAUCUAUACGACUGCACCCCACUGCACGAUCGAAGACCUUGAUAGAAGGAAUGGCACAAACUGGGCGGUAGAUUUAGCUUUGGUGGCACCAACCACUGAGGUUAGCAGUGAAAUCAAAAGACCAAAGCUGUCGAUAUCAGGUGCUGCAAAUGAUGGAAAUGAAGGGGCUGUUUAUGUUGAUUCGAAUGGGAUGAAGCUUCGGAUUAUAUCUAAGUUCAAUGAUGUACCACCAGUGAAUUCAAAGGAGAAUUGUAAGCUGAGGAAGCAUGUGAAAGGCAUUAGAGCAGACAGGAGUUCUUUGAUCAGCAAGAAAAAAUGUUUCAAAUCGAAGUACUCAAAGUGUAUGAAAACUAAUCAACAGAAAAAAAGAUUGUGCUCAUUCAAGCUGUUUAUAGGCAAGACUCCAGCGACACAAAUUGGAGAUUGCCAUUCAAAUACUUAUGACGACAAGGAAGAAUCCCUAUCAUGCAUAUUAAAUGCUGAAGACGAGGUCAAGAGUUGUGGUCCUGGAACAUUAAGACAGUGGGUAUGCUCUAAACGCUCGGGUCCCUCGAGAAAACUCUACAAGAAAGGCACCCACAAAAGCAUGGAAAGCACUGUGCCCAGCAGUCUGGACACUUCUGUGGAAGGUAAUCAGCUGGAUCCAGGUAAUCCUUCUGUUGUUAAAAGCCAUAUUCUGAAACUUUCAAGGUCAUCUGAAGUCUUGGCCUCUUCUCCAAAAACCAAAAGAGUGGAUGUUCUAUCCAAUUCUGUCCAUGCCACUCAUAAUUGGAAGACAAGACCUCCAGAACUGCCUGAAUCGAAUUCUAUAAUAUCUCCUGAAAACACUUCUUUGGCUAGUGGCCUUAUGCUGAAACCAUCAAGAUCAUCUGGGAAUUUUGUUUCCUCACCAAGAAGCAAAAGAGAAGAGAUACAGUUGGGUACCAUACAGAAGUCUGAUAAUUCUUCUGGCAUUAAUACAAUACCUUCUGAGUGCUGUAAUCCCUUGAUUAAAACCAGAAAAAGGUUGAUGUCAAAGAAGAAUGUUUUGCUAGGAAAAUCAUCCUCUUUGGUAGAGAGCAAAGGUGAUGAAGGCGAGAAAAGAUUGACCAUUAAGAAGUUCCGUAAGCAUAGAUCCAUAUUAGUCACUGGUAAACGGAGAGGAAAGUUACCAUCUGACAUCAACAAAGGACUGCAUGGUUCUACUGAAGAUUUUGGCCUUGAUCAUUCUCCUAGAGCUAACGAGACGAGCAGUGCCCAUCAACUCAAUUUAUCUGAGAACUUAACAAUCUCCAGAGUUCGAGAAUCUGAACAAGAAAGAGAAGGCUUCUGUGCAAUGGUUAAGCAGGAGCAUACUAAAAAGAGAUUGCAUUUGGGAGCUAGAGCUGACUGCUGUGUUUCUGACUUUGAAGCUUCAGAUAUGCAGUGUGAGCCGCCCUUGGGCUGUGAGUAUGCUGCAAAUGAGCCUUCCAUGGAUAAAGCUGUUGAUGAACGUGGUGGCAGUGAAAAUCUAAUUAUUCAACAUUUGACACCAGCUUCCAGUCCCAGAUUGAACCCAUGGCCAUCUGAGCAAGAACAUGGAGAAUCUUUCUGUAGAUCUGAAGCACCUGUGGAAGGUGGACUGAAUGAUGAGCAAGUCGUGCAAUGCGAUGAUUUUACCAGCAACAAAAUCAUCAACAAAAAUAUUGAACGGGCGGCCGAGGAGGGAAACUUAUGCAUAGUUAAGCAAUCAGAAGACCAAAUAAGUACUUCCAUCAAAGUGUCUUCUACUUGUUUGAUUGUCCCUAUGGACAUGGUUCUUGGGUUUCCUCAGGAGAAUUCAUCAAUACCCAUGGUAAGGACGACGUCAAGUCAAGAUCAUUAUUUGGCUGGUGGUAUAGAAACAUCUGGUUCUCCUGCUCCAGCUUCCUCAAACAUCAUCUUUCCCUUUUCUCCAGAACUUUCCCAGUCAAAAGAUACCGCUGCAAAACAAUGUGUGAAAGAUGCUGCUGACCAAGAUAAGUUGAGCUCAAGCUUGUUAAAUAACUCAGAAUUGCCAUCCGUUGCAAGCACCAGAGGAACUGAAGGAAUGAAGGUGAGAAGAAAUCAAGAAGUUAAGGCAAUUGCAGCAGCAAAGGAACCUAAAAAAUUGUCAGAUGAUCAACCUUGCUAUUGCUCUCGCAGGGAAAGCCUUUCACAAGAAUCUCCUCAGCCCUUGAGACAAAGUAUCAUGACUAAUUCAAUGUUUCCUUCAAAAGGAAAGCAGAUUGUAUCCAACUUGCUCAUUAGGCCAACCAUCUGCUCGUCUUCUAGUGCUUUUCAUUGUUUGAAAACUGGUGAAAUGUCCGCCCGCACCCUGGAGUCACCAACUGAAGCCAUUUCAACAGAAGUUUCUUCAGAUUUUGCUUCUAAACUCCCACCAGGGAGUGAUUUUGGGUCGCCAAACUCAUAUUCUCAGGCUCAGGGUCAGGCCACUUCCAAUCCAAUAUUCAGGCUGAUGGGUAAGGAUCUGGUUGUGAAAAAUGAUGAGUUGGCACAACUUCCUAAAGUUCUUCCUUCUGAUUCGGACUACACCUCAACAAUGAAAUGUCUACCUCUUGGAUUUACUUCCACCAACACUGGCUUGAGCAAGGUUAGCUUCUCAUACGAACAACAUCAAAUUCCAAGAGGCUGUGCGACCCGCACCCAGGAUUCAUCAAAAGCUAAGCAGCAGGUAAGUGGCUUUGCGGGGGUUCCUUCAAUAAAGUCUCAGCAGAAGAGAGGAAAGAAACUCCGUUGUCCUCUGCCAUGUAGCAUAGAGACAACAGCUGCAUCUCAACAUCACCAAAAGCCUACUUCUUCUGCUCAAGCUCUCUACAGAGAUGUAAUUGUAAUCGAUGAUUCUCCUGAAGUUGAGGUUGAACCGAGCAGAAGCCUACCUAGUCCAGCACUAGCUUUGCCACCAGCUUUUCCAGGUUCCAAUCUUAUUCCUCCAAGGCCUUUCUCCUGCUUCCCGCCAAAGAGCCCAUAUGUGUCGAGAGAAGUCCUAGGAAUUGUCAGGCCUUCCUACUCGAUGUCACACCCAAUGGCUAAUGCUUAUACCCCAGUGAAGCAUGAUAACACUUCAGAAGGCUCGGUCCCUCGCAGCUCUUAUAUGUUCCAAUCAACUUCAACAGCCCAUCUGACACCAUCAUUGUGCUAUAGCCGGACCUUGCAAUGAAACUAUCUGAUAAUGGUUGAAAAUUAUCUGGGACUCGGGAGGCUUACAUUUUGCUUAAAAUUGGCAAUGAAGCCAGGACCUUCUCUUUUGUACACAGACUGAUUGGUCAUUGAGAUGCAGUAUGCAUGACCUGCGCUGAAAUCAUGACAGUGGAAACACUGAAUUCUGGAGUUCUGUAAUUGUUUGAAGUUCUAAUGGGACUGUCUUUUCAAAAGCAUGAAAAAUGAUAUCAAAUGUUGUCAUUGCCUUUCCGGAA